Molecule: messenger RNA, 3285 nt
Organism: Setaria italica (foxtail millet)
Lineage: Eukaryota; Viridiplantae; Streptophyta; Magnoliopsida; Poales; Poaceae
Product: transcription factor MYB3R-1
Exons: 12
Coding region: 179-3049 (956 amino acids)
Biological process (GO): regulation of DNA-templated transcription
Cellular component (GO): nucleus
Molecular function (GO): RNA polymerase II cis-regulatory region sequence-specific DNA binding; DNA-binding transcription factor activity, RNA polymerase II-specific
Source: RefSeq, a predicted model, not a curated record
CGGCAGUAGGGUUGAUUCGAAGCAUCCUCGCCUUGCCUCCUCCCCAAAUUUGAAACCUCCGAGGCGGACGCGACGCGAGACGAAGGCGUCGGUCGAGUGGGCGGCGCCUCCCCCGCUCCGUCGGCUCUCGCGGGCGCGGUUGGAGCGGCCGAGGACGCGCGCGCGGGCGCGGGAUUGGAUGCGGCGCGGCUCGGUUGCCGGAGGGUGCUCGCUGCUCGCGUCGGUCACGGAGGUACGGGUAAUCAUGGCAAGUGACAAAGCAAAAGUCGCAAAGAAGGGUGGAGAGGAUCCUGGACUUCCGCCAGCUUCUCGUGAAGGGGAAAACAGCCAUGAGCCGCAGAGGCAACGAUCACUGAAUGGGAGGACCACUGGUCCAACCCGGCGUUCUACCAAAGGAAAUUGGACACCCGAAGAGGAUUCUAUAUUGUCCCGUGCGGUUCAGACAUACCAAGGGAAAAACUGGAAAAAGAUAGCGGAAUGUUUUCCAGACAGAACCGACGUACAGUGUUUGCACAGGUGGCAAAAGGUUCUAAAUCCUGAAUUGGUCAAAGGGCCAUGGUCGAAAGAAGAAGAUGAAAUCAUAGUUCAGAUGGUAAACAAAUAUGGGCCAAAGAAAUGGUCGACCAUUGCUCAAGCUUUGCCUGGACGCAUAGGAAAGCAAUGCCGGGAACGGUGGCACAAUCAUCUUAACCCAGCCAUAAACAAGGAGGCAUGGACGCAAGAAGAGGAGAUUACUCUCAUUCAUGCUCAUCGGAUGUAUGGAAAUAAAUGGGCUGAACUGACAAAAUUUCUACCUGGAAGGACGGAUAACGCAAUUAAAAAUCACUGGAACAGUUCGGUAAAGAAAAAAGUUGAUUCAUACAUAUCUUCUGGCUUGCUUUCUCAAGUCCCGUGCCUCCCUCUGAUCGAAUGCCCUUCACAAUGCAACUCUUUAUCUACUAUGAACCUACAAAAUAAUGGAGAUAGUGGUUGCAAUGCUCAGAACACUAAUUUGGCCUUGAGCUGUGAUUUACAAGAAAAUAUGGAUGCCAACAAGAGCGAAGCACAAGACUCUCACUCUUCUAUGUGUCAGGGGACAUGCUAUACUUCCACAGAGGCUGUAGGAUCCGCUUUGCCUGAUGGGCAUCACCAUCUUUCUUCGUCUUUUUCUCAAAGAUUGGACCUGCAGAUGGAUGUACAUGAAGGGUCAGGUAAUUCUAUGUUUGUGGAUGAACAAACGCUUUGUAGCACAUCAAAUCAAGAAAACUCUAUGGUACCAUUUGGUGUUGCACAGGAAAUGCCUGUCUCUGUGCUAUCAAGUGUUUCUGAUGCUGAGCAGAAACUGCAUUUAAUCUCUGAUGCUGACAGUCUGAAAUCUGAACUUUGGAAAGACGUGUCCUUGCAAACUCUAAUUUCAGGAGAUACAGUUGAUGCUGCUUCUUCAGGACUAAAUCAACUGCCAGAUACUUCUAAAACGGACACCAACUUUUUGGCACAGCCAUACCCAUUACAUACAUCAAAUCCAUCCAGUGUGAUGGAAACUGUGUAUGAACGGAGUACGUUGGUGACAGUGUCUUCCUCUUUUCUGUGUUUAGAUAGUUUACCUGGUGUACCUGGAAAUAGAUCUGAGCCAAUGGACAUGCUGGAUUCUGAAGCAGAGAUGAUCACAUGCUCAAACAAUUCUUUUUGUGAUGCUGAGCAAUCAGCUAAACCAGGCAGCAGUGAUGACAGACCUGGGGAUUUCACAAUGAUUGAGAACACUACAAACUGCAGGAGCCAACAGUCCACAGAUGCCGAAGAAGCUGUGGCCAGUACAGCAAAAGAACAGUUACCAAAAGACAUUGAGACUGUGCCCGAUGAAAAGAAGGGUGAGGGAGCUCUAUUCUACGAACCUCCUCGGUUCCCAGGUGUGGAUGUCCCAUUUAUCAGUUGCGAUCUUGUAACUUCUGCUGAUCUGCAAGAAUUUAGUCCCCUUGGGAUUCGGCAGUGGAUGCGGUCAACCAUGAAUGUCCCCACUCCUUUAAGAUUAUGGGGAUCCCCAACACAUGAUGAAAGCCCAGAUGCGCUAAAGACUGCUGCCGAAAGCUUCCCAUGCACACCAUCAAUAAUGAAGAAAAGACACAGAGGUCUAUUAUCUCCUACUCCAGAUAAAAGAAUUGAGAAGAAAUCUGGGAUUGCAAAGGAGAUGACAGACAUCUCCUAUAUGAUUACAGCCACAUGUUCCGUGAAUACAACCAAAGAUGAAGCAACUGUUACUGAAUCGCUUGUGUGUGCUGAGCAAUCUUCUUUUAAACAUCUAGAUAAGAAACUUGAGUUCUCUGAUGGUAACAAGGAAAAUUCCGAUGGAGCACCUGAACAGGCCAGAGAUGCACAGAAUGCAGGAAACAAACAACUUGUGGAUGAAGGAGGGCAACGAUGUUCCUCACCAAAUGUCGCCAAUCCUAAUGCUGAUCUGCCAGACAAUUCACAACCUGUAGGUAUUCUGGUUGAGCAUGAGCAUAACUGCAAUGACCUCAUUGCCACUGAUCAUGGUGCAAAGCCUGAAUCUUUGUCAUUCUGUAAGGAAGCAGUUAAUUCAAAAUCAAAGCCUGCGGAUCUAGUUGUUGAGAAAUCAUCACCAUGCAUCAACGCGGAUUAUGAAUAUGUGAACUUAUUGGCUGAUACCCCAGGUGUCAAAAGAGGACUGGAAUCUCCUUCAGCAUGGAAGUCUCCUUGGUAUAUAGAUAUGCACAUGAGCUUUCAGGGUUUUGUCAGCCCGGCAGACAGAACUUAUGACGCGCUAGGGUUAGUGAAGCAGAUAAGUAAGCACAGUGCUGCUGCUGCAGUGGAGGCCUGUGAGGUGCUAGCAAGCGGCAGCAGACCCUCUGAUGCGGAAAACAAGGAAAAUACAGAUGACAAGGAGCCAGGGACAAGAAAAUCACAGACCAAAAUCAUGGCCGAGGCGCGAGUCCUGGAUUUCGACGAAUAUUCCACACCUGCAAGAACAGCAGAUAAGAGACUUAGCAGCUGUCUCGGAAGAUCUGUUAGCUCACCCAUUCUUUCCUCCCCCAACCUGAGAAGUUUUCGAUAGGUAGACUUGUGAGAGAUACACCAGAUAUGUUCCAAUAAUACAUUAGCUGUAUGUACAUGCAUGUUCCUAGAGCUCAUUGUUCUCAUUCGUUACUGUGUAUUGCCACCGUUAUUUAAGCGUACAGUGUCAGCCCAGAAACUAGCUUCCAAAAGGCGGCAGUAUCAGUGGACUGUUAAAACCUUGUAUCAUUCAAUUGUAAUUUACUAUUGGUUAAUAGUAGUAGUUUACAUCGGAGA